This is a messenger RNA of Moneuplotes crassus, 1768 nucleotides long. Lineage: Eukaryota; Ciliophora; Spirotrichea; Euplotida; Euplotidae. The record is from the annotation of a GenBank genome assembly.
UUAAAAUAAGCAAUGGAAGAUGAAAACAAACAUUUUCAAAUACCUCUCAACAAGAUUGUGUUCAAGCAAACCUCAGUCAAGAGUGGGAAGAUUGAAGAGGAUGGGAAGAAUCUUGAGAAUUUUAGAAAAGUUGUAGCAGUGUUAAGGAAGGGGAGAGAGGAAGAGAGGAGUAAGGGAAAGAGGAGAGGAGAUAGAAAUGUAAGGGAGAAAGGAAGUGAGGUUAAGAAGAAAAAUAAAUGUGCUGUUAAGAAAAAGAAGAAAAAGAGGAAGGGACAGAAAUAAAUCUGCAAGGACUGAUGAGUCAGUAAUGACAGAUGAGAGAGAAUCAACAAAUGAUAUUACCCUUCCAGCUUUAAACAUAACUCAAAAUGACACAAUCAAUGAUACUCUUCAAAAGGUGAAGCUUAGAUCAAGAAGUGUUUUAAAAAGAGCAAAGUUUCAUAGAUUUAUAAAGCCCAAGCACCAAGAAUCAUCAGAUAGCAUUUUUAAUCGUAAAAGAAGGAGUAUCCUUGAUAGAGUCAAUAUUACUCAUCAGAAUAAUCAAGGAGUUGAACCUUCCAGUGCAACAAUAAAACUUCCUCUACUGAACCAGACUCCAAAAUUAUUUCAGCUUAACAUCGAAAUGAAAUCAACUCUUAAAAAUAAAGCUCAUAAUAAUGACUCUAUCCUAUUAGACAGUCUUCACAAAGAUAUUAAGGAGCUUUUAGAAGAGGUUAAGAAAGAACCUUUUGAACCAGAAGAAUCUUCACAUAAAUCGUCAACUCCACAAGUUAGAACAGAAGAAGCUUUUCAUUUUUCAGAGGCAAAUGACUUGCACUUAGAUAAUGAAGAAAAGAAGAGAAUGCUUCGAAAUGAAUUUAAAAUGCAGAAUAGAACAAAACCUGAUGAUUUAGACUUUGAAACUCCUGAUUUCUCAGAAUAUUCUAAACCAACAAUAAGCAGAGAGUCAAACUUCGGAUACGAUUUAUUCUCAGAUGAAUACAAAGAGCAUUCUCAAAAGAACAUCCCAACUAUGAAGCUAAAAGAUCCUUUUAAAUAAGACAGGAGGUAUAAAAAUCAACAAAAUUGAGCACUACUUCAAACUAAAAUAAGGAAAUUUUCUCAUCUCCUGCUGCUAAACCGAACCCCACUCGUCAUGGAUCUGGUCUUAAGAAGCCCGCUCAGGAUCCUUCAGAGCCUAAAGCUGCUCCUUCAAAACCUCAGCCUUGAGCUAAGCCAAAGCUUAAGCCCAAAUCUCCAGCUAAUGCACAGAUCGAAGACUUAAUCAAACACAAGCCAUGGCUUAAAGACUUCCCUCUCAAGAAAAUGAAACUUGAAAAUCUGCAAAAAUACUUCGUAGUCACAGAGUCUGAAAGAGAUCUUACAGAAGAAGACAAGAAGAAGAGAGACUUGGAAGUAGAGUUUAUUAAUAAAGAAGUUAUGGCUAACAAGGAUAUGAUGAGGGAGAAUAAGACUGACCAACAACUCUUCAAUGAUUUUAGAUAUUUAGGCAAAUAUGGACAGUAUCUGUACCAAAGAGUUAAGGAUAGAAAUCAUUACCAGAGACUGGACAUUUAUGGAGAAGACGAGACAAAUUUAACAAAGAUUAAGCUGAAGUAAAUGAUACUUGAAGAAAGUGCGAAUUUGGCACCCUGAUAAUCUUAAAAAGCAUAAAUAUUGAUUUGCAAAUGAAGAAAGUGCAUGAAAACUUAUUAGUAACAUUUUCCAAUUGAUCGAUGAUUCUUACAAAACUCUGUUGAAUAAAUUUAUCAAUUAAUAUUCAAUCAAA